UUAAUCUAGUUUUGUAGACACAAAGAUAUAACUUUCUUUACAAUAUAUUUUUGUCAUUAAAUAGAUGAGUAUGCCUAGAUAGUGAAAGAAAGAAGCAGACCGUUCCAAUUUCAUAGUUUUGAUGACUUUAUUGUUUUUUAAAAUAGUAAUUAAAUUAGUAUUAGUAAAACAAAACAAAAAAUAGCAGGUGUGUCAAAAAUGUUUAACUAGUGGUAGAGUAUGCCAUUAAACUAACAUGUCAUUUAAAUUCAGUUUAAAUGACAUAAUCUAAAGAAGGGAUGAGCAGUAAACAUUUAACAUUUGAAGUUUGUUAAAUAUAGAUAUUAUUAUUAUUAUUAUUAUUAUUAUAGACAAAUACAAAUAGGUUUUGUACAAAAACCACUAGAGAUCUUGUAUUAACCCUAAGUUUAGAAGAAAAAAAAAAUGUGAGAAACCAUUUUUGAUGACACGUUCAGUUACAGGCUAUAUAUUGAGUGAAGCUCAAAAUUACAACUACUUCAGCACUGGACAAACACACAAAACCUUCGUUCCCUUCAAAAAGAUACAUUAUUUCCAUAAAGAAGACAAAUCCACCCUAAAGAGUGAUGGCAGCGAUAGUUACCGGGCUCAUCCCAAUCCUCCGCACUGCGGUGGACUCCACUGCCACCUAUAAAGGUCGCACCAUGUGGUUCGGUUUGCUCUGCAUCCGCCUAGUGACCGUCUUUCUGGCUCAGUUUCCAUGGAAAAGCCUAAAUGAGGAUUUCCACUGUAACAGCUCUGACAUCUUCUGCACUAAAGCUUGUUUUAAUAAACACUUCGACAAUUCUAUAGUGAUGGCGUGGCAUUUCCUCUUUAUCCUUCUUGUGCUCUCGGUCCUUCUCAUGGAGCUGUUUUCCUCCCAUCUUCGAUCUUCAUUCCAGAAGAAGAAGGAGAAAGAAAUGGUAUCUCAAAGCGAGCAGGGAGCUGUCACUGAUCCCACCAUGACUGUUGGUGGUAGGAUGAUGAUAGACCUCCACAAAAGCAAAAGCAGUUUGGUGGUGUACCUGUUCAGCAUCAUGCUGCGGAUUGCAGUGGAGGUUUUGUUCGUGUAUGUCUUGUUCUGCUGGGUUCUGCCUAAACUGAAUGAAGAAUCAUACCUUUGUUAUGCACAAAAGUUUGGUAAAUGUUCAGUACAGCAAUGUGUGGUCCGAGGGGCAGCAGAAAAGAGAAUGUCUGUCUAUGCAUUACUGUUUAUGUCUGCCCUGGUUAUUAUAACAAGUGGUCUGUUCUGUCUCUACUCAAUAGGCCACUAUCUCUAAUGGUUAACAAAAGGUUCCCAUUGAACACAAGCAUAUUAAGUAGCUUUAAUGCAUCUGUAUAUAAAUUGUGUUUUUCUUUUUUCUCUUAAAUGCUUUUUUAUGGCUUACAGAUGAAUACUGUGAACUGUAUUGACUGUAUUUUAAUUGCAAGUUUAAAUGUAACUUUGCAAUAAAGAACAAAAAAUAGUU
Onychostoma macrolepis is the source of this 1466-nucleotide messenger RNA. It is a transcript of the gene gjz1, whose product is annotated as gap junction protein zeta 1. Gene Ontology annotation, biological process: cell communication. Gene Ontology annotation, cellular component: connexin complex. The coding region runs from base 585 to 1277 and encodes 230 amino acids. The record is from RefSeq and is a predicted model, not a curated record. The transcript is spliced from 2 exons. Lineage: Eukaryota; Metazoa; Chordata; Actinopteri; Cypriniformes; Cyprinidae.